Messenger RNA from Chanos chanos (milkfish), 1086 nucleotides. It is a transcript of the gene stap2a, whose product is annotated as signal transducing adaptor family member 2a. NCBI's taxonomy places the organism in Eukaryota, Metazoa, Chordata, Actinopteri, Gonorynchiformes, Chanidae. The transcript is spliced from 11 exons. Bases 1 to 1086 code for a protein of 361 amino acids. Gene Ontology annotation, molecular function: signaling adaptor activity. The record is from RefSeq and is a predicted model, not a curated record.
AUGGCGACGGCAUCAGUCAAACAGCGGACCGGAUCGAGGGGACAACUACCCCCGUGCUAUUACGAGGGAUAUCUCGAAAAAAGAGGACCGACAGAGAAGGUGUGGCGGAGAUUUUGGACUUGUCUGUGUGGAAACACUCUAUAUUUUUUCAACAAUGCCAAGGACACUGAGUAUGUAGAGAAGCUGGACCUGAGUGGUUUUGUGUCCCUGAGUGACGACUGCAGUCGGGACAGGAACCUGGAGGCAGCCAGGCUGAAUCUACGCAUGAAAGAUGGAGAGAUCAAACUCACUGCUCCUAAUCUGGAGUCUCGUGAGCUGUGGAAAGGCUUUCUCUACUCUGUAGUGGAUCUCUCUGUUCCCAGUUCACUUGCGCUGCUCCCUGGGCAGUUACACAUGCUAAAGGAAGUGGUGGAUAAAGAAAAGAUGAGAAGAAAAACACGUUCCCUCUCCAAAGCUCCUUCUUCUCCUCUCUCCCUCCCUCUGGUGGGGGAAAUACCUGCUUGUUUUCGGCCUGUUUCACGCACUGAGGCAGAGGUCCUACUGGAGAGACAUCCAGACUGUGGGAACAUGCUUCUCAGACCAGGCAGAGAUGGAACAUCUCUGGCAGUCACUACACGCCAAGACCUGAAUGGGUCGGUGUUUAGACACUAUCGGGUAUCUCAAAAGCCGCAGGGUGGCUAUGUCAUUGAUGUGGAAAACCCAAUUCCUUGUGCUACACUCUAUGAUGUCAUCAAUGCUUUGGUAGAGAAGACUGCUGGAACUCUACAGCCCUUUCUACUGGAGGAACCUUAUGAGGAAAACAUCACAUUUGUUACGUCCAAUGAUGAAAACGGGGAAAGGACUCUACACUGCGCUCCCUCAGGCUCUUUUGCUAGAGCACCUGCGCUCCCUCCCAAACAAGCCACAGAGAAGAGUAGUCUGAGAUCCCAGACAAAAUCUCCCAGCCCUUCGCACCGCUCGUUCUCCUCCACAGACACACCAUCAAGUCCAAUGAGACGCCUCGUACUAUGCCCCUCCCCCCUCACACAGACCUUCACAGAAGAGCUUAAAAUGAAGCUGGAGAAGAGACGAACCAGUCAAGAGUGA